AUGACCAUUAUAAAAGAUAUAAUUGGAACAUGUCAUAUAUCAAAUUCAUUAUUAGCAAGUGCAAGACGGAAACUGGAACAUCUCAAGUCCAAAUUUGAGUCCACUUGGACGAAUUCAAGUCCUAUUGUGUCUAGUGAAAAAGUUGAAGAGGAAACUGAAUCGAAAAAGUGA
This is a messenger RNA of Funneliformis mosseae, 171 nucleotides long. The record is from the annotation of a GenBank genome assembly. NCBI's taxonomy places the organism in Eukaryota, Fungi, Glomeromycota, Glomeromycetes, Glomerales, Glomeraceae.